AUGAUGAUGUCUGCUUCUUCAACUCAAGCGACACCCACAUCUAGCCCCACGGGUUCAGUUGGAAGUUUCAACAAUUUCAGCGAAGGCGGCAAUAAUUACAUGGCCAGUUGCAGUAAUAGCAGACACUAUUAUAUGUAUCGACUGGCGUUGAAACAAACUACACCCGCGUCAUCUGAGAUCAACACCAACAAGACAAAUGCGAGCUAUAACAACCGCCCCAGUCGAAAACCAAGUGAUAGUCCACAGGUAUCGGAAAAGUACACAAGUUUUCACAAGAGAGGAGGACUACCCUUACCGCAUCGGAGGCAACUGAACAACAAGAACAAUCCUGCAAAAGGAUCAACUCCAACCAGCGGUGGUGGCGAUGAUGAUACGUUUCUAUCGCAAUAUAUUAAAUCAUUGGAAAUUCAAACGACUUUGAAUGAUCAUCAACUAUAUUUCAAAGCCCUUGAAAAACAACGCAAGGUAAAAUCAUUGGAAAUUUAUCAGAGGUAUUUAAAUGCAAAUAAGAAGGCUGAUUAUGAAAGAAAUUAUAAGCAAUAUUUAAGCAAGAACAAUACUCGGUUACAACGUCGUGAUAGUGUAUCUCAAGUGGAACCAAUUGUUAAGGAUGUAGCAGCAACCGCAGAGAUAAAGCAACAGCAACAGCAACAGCAACAACAACAACAACAACAUCAACAUCAACAUCAACAACAAGAUAAAGAAACAGUCUUAUUGGAUGCACAAAAGAAGAAAGCAUCUGCAACUCAUAUCACUCAUCGUCUACCAGUGGAGUUUAUGGACUGUCCCAUUGAUUUCCUAAUAGACCUUAUAUCACGCAUGCUACAAUCAUUAAUCACAUUGAAUGAUAAAUCUGUGCCCAAUUCUAUCUCAAACCCACCGUCUGCGGCAACAACUACAACAUCAUCCUCCUCGGCAACUACCAAUGGAGGCUCCCAAUCAUCCAAUAGUCUACUUACGCGAUAUCACUCGCGUACUCCACCAGCAAUAUCCACCUUGACAUAUUUAUCACGGUUGACAAAAUUCAACAAUUUCAACCCAGCAAUCUUGCUUACAACAAUAUACUAUAUCGAUCUCUUAUCGCAUCAAUACCAACCGUUUUUCACAUUAAACUCAUGGACAGUACACCGGUUCCUAUUAGUGGGCACCAUGAUUGCUCAGAAAUCGUUGGAGGAUUUCUUUUACACUAAUGAUCAUUAUGCCAAAGUUGGUGGUGUUGCACUUGGCGAGUUGAAUUGUUUGGAAUUGGAUUUUUUGAGUAGGGUGGAUUGGCGAUGCAUACCUGGUAAACAAGCUGUAAAUAAAAUUCUGGGUACUGUUUGUACUAAUAUUGGCGAGGCUAAAGAUGUGUUGAAUAUGUAUUAUUUCCAAUUGAUUGAUUUAAUGGGGAAGAAUAGUCACAGUGGUGGCCAAAUACAACGUGAUGAACAGCAAGGGCAGCAACCAGCUGUAUACUAUGUGAGAGCAGGAAGUAUAGGAGUGGGAGAAGAGAAUGCACUGAAGGAGGAUGGUAGUUCUGCAACUAGUGAAGUCCAGGAUGAUGACAUGCUGGAUGAUGAUGAUGAUGAUGAUGAAGAGGAAGGCGAAGGGGAAGAAGAGGACGAAAGUGACUACUAUGAUGAUGAUGAUGACGACGAUGACGAAGAUGAUGGCGGUGGUGACGGUGAUGACGACGAUGAAGAAGAAGGAAAUUCCAAUAAUAACACUAUGAUCCACCCCACUUCAGAUACCGAUUACAAAUUGCACCCCAAUCUGACACAAAUAUACGACAAGAAUGGAUUUGUCAUCAAUGGUUCAUCAUCACCCCAUUUGAAACGCAGGUAUAGUGGAAGCUAA
Molecule: messenger RNA, 1836 nt
Organism: Lodderomyces parapsilosis
Lineage: Eukaryota; Fungi; Ascomycota; Pichiomycetes; Serinales; Debaryomycetaceae
Exons: 1
Coding region: 1-1836 (611 amino acids)
Biological process (GO): regulation of cyclin-dependent protein serine/threonine kinase activity
Cellular component (GO): cyclin-dependent protein kinase holoenzyme complex; nucleus
Molecular function (GO): cyclin-dependent protein serine/threonine kinase regulator activity; protein kinase binding
Source: RefSeq, a predicted model, not a curated record